AAACAAACAGUCGAUCGAAAUAAUCGAUAGAGUCAAACGAUGAUCGUCGCGUUGUUGCACUUAGUGAUCGUGUUGACGUCUGGCGCUGCGAGCGGCUUGCUGGAAGUCUCGUCGAAACCCCAGGUGCUGGUGGUCUCAGAGGGGAUGACGACCAAACUCGAUUGUCCCAGCAACGACGAGGAUCAUAGCUUCAUGUUCUGGAAAUUGGCACACGGAGCGGCCAUCAUCGGACCAGGCAACGAUUACGAUAAGAUAAAGUUCGACUACGAAAUACUCACGGGCAAAUUGCUAAUACGGAAAGCGGUGGCAGGUAAAGAUGACGGUCUCUACGAGUGUGUUUCCCGCGGAGUCCACGACGACGAGAUUCAGAUCCGCACAGUCCACUUGAUCAUCCGUAAAGAUUGGAACCACGUAUUCGAACACGAUCAAUCGGUGAAUUACUUCAGGAUUGCGGUCAUAAGCGGAACCAUAUUUAUUCUCAUCGUCGUCUUCUUCAUGGUUUACAGAAACCUAUCCAAAAGGAAAUCGCGCAAUUAUUUGGAACAAUACGAUGAUGAAGAGGAAGAUAUUGUUUCGGAUAUCGAAGAUUUCAAUGCACCGGGACCGUCGAAUCUUGGAAACAUCGUGUUGAAGGAGAAGAGGCCGAUAGAAAAACUUAACAGCGGAUUCGAAAAUCCUACCUUAACUACAACAGUCUUAAUCAACACCACCCAAUAACCAUGUCAUUA
Molecule: messenger RNA, 728 nt
Organism: Nicrophorus vespilloides
Lineage: Eukaryota; Metazoa; Arthropoda; Insecta; Coleoptera; Silphidae
Exons: 4
Coding region: 40-717 (225 amino acids)
Source: RefSeq, a predicted model, not a curated record